UUACUACCACCACCAUCUUGUCAGUAUAGGCUACGUGAAAUCACAAGUUGAACCACUUUUCUAUAAUAUGGAUGCCAUCGCCAACGCCGUUCUUCAGAGAGGAUAUGACCUUCUUGAUAGGGGUCUGGUGCCAGACUUCGUUCUCCGGCGCGCCAUCCGCCUCCUUCUACACCAACGUCUCCGCGAAAUAAACCAUGGUUCCAUCGCAACAAACCACGCUGCGAAGAUAGCGUGGAUAGAGAGGUCGAAAGCGAGGCAGACAAUAGCGGACGUCCCAGAGAAGGCGAAUGAGCAGCAUUAUGAAGUGUCUACAGAUUUUAUGAUGUCCUGUCUCGGCCCCUACGCCAAAUAUUCUUCCUGUCUCUACCCCACUGGGAAAGAAUCACUCGAAGAAGCGGAGGUGCUCAUGAUGGAUCUGUAUUGUAAGGAGGCGAAGUUGAAGGAUGGACAGGAUGUGCUUGACCUUGGGUGUGGGUGGGGCAGUUUGUCUUUGUACUUGGGUCAGAGGUAUCCCAAAUCAAGAAUCACAGGGCUUUCGAAUUCGGCUACCCAGAAGAUAUAUAUUGAUGAGCAGGCAAAGAAACGCGGUUUGACCAACGUCAAAAUUAUCACGGCGGAUGUAAAUUUCGCUGAAUUUCCCGAGAAUGAGAGAUUCGAUCGAGUGUUGUCCAUAGAGAUGUUUGAACACAUGAAGAACUACGAUCUCCUCCUCCGUAAAAUCUCCACCUGGCUCAAACCCUCUGCCUCCAAACCCGGUCAUAUAUCUAAGAGCAACGGGUUACAACCCUCCGAUUCAUCGCUGACAGGAGCUGUCAAAGACCAGGCAAAAGGAGAGGAUGCAGAUCCGUCGUUGCUUUUCGUCCAUAUCUUUUGCCAUAAGAGCCAAGUCUAUGACUUUGAGGAUGAUGAUGGAUGGAUGGCGCAGACGUUCUUCUCUGGCGGAACAAUGCCCUCCCACGACCUGCUCGCCUACUUCCAAUCCGACCUCACUUUACUUAAGUCGACUUACAUCCCAGGAACGCACUACGCGCGCACGCUCACGCAAUGGCUCAACUUGCAAGAUUCGAAUGCGAAGGCCGGAUUGAAGGAACUUGAAGUGGAUGCAGAGAGGAAGUUGGGAACUGGAAAGGGAGGGGAGGGGAGGAAAACGUGGUAUAGGUUUAGAGUGUUUUAUAUUGCUUGUGCGGAGUUGUUUGGGUUCAGGGGUGGGGAGGAGUGGGGAGUCGGGCACUACGUUUUCAAGCGCAAAGAUUAGUCGAGGGCAAGGGAGGUAGAGUGUGCAUAGAGCCAAGUUCACUACUUUGAUUCUUGCCUCUCAGUAUCGUCUGCAAAGCGUUCCAGGUUUAACUCAUUCAUU
This is a messenger RNA of Stereum hirsutum FP-91666 SS1, 1357 nucleotides long. Its product is annotated as S-adenosyl-L-methionine-dependent methyltransferase. The record is from RefSeq and is a predicted model, not a curated record. The coding region runs from base 68 to 1255 and encodes 395 amino acids. The transcript has 10 exons. NCBI's taxonomy places the organism in Eukaryota, Fungi, Basidiomycota, Agaricomycetes, Russulales, Stereaceae.